AAAUAAUACUCCAGUUGAGAAGAAAAUUAAUCAGUGGAGAAUAAAAGGACCAAAAUUAUCUUCACGUCACAACAAAAUUCAUAAAGUGCCCAAAAUUCGAAAUUUGCAGUCUCCAAGGCAAAAGAGAGACUGCGUAGGGUAGGGCUUCAAAGCUUCAAGCUAAAAAUUUGAGAAGAAAAAGAGUAAUUCGCACUUGAGAAAAAAAAGAUACAGAAAAAUGAAGGGAGAAGGUGGGCACGACGACAGCGAAGAGAACUUCGGCACCUGCCUGAGCAGCGUACUGGACAACGGGAGCAUCGACAGCCACCGAUUCUAUCUGGCCCGGAGGACGAUGCUCGAGAUGCUCAAAGACCGUGGUUUUGCGGUCCCCAAUUGCGAAAUCGAGGUCUCGCUCGAGGAAUUUAGGAACAAGCAUGGGCAGACGCCGGAGGCCGAUGAGUUGAGGAUCUCCGCUCUUCACAAGGACGAUCCUUCGAUUAAGGCUAUGGUUAUAUUCUGUGGUCAAACCAUCGUUAAGGUUAAUGUUAUCCGUGGCAUUUCGUCUAUGAUAGUUAAUAAGGAUAGCCUUAAUCGGCUGAUUUUGGUGGUGCAUAACAAAAUAACCAACCAGGCCAUGAGAGCCGUGGAACUUUUCCCUUUCAAAGUUGAAAUUUUCCAGAUCACUGAUUUGCUCGUCAACAUAACGAAACAUGAGUUGAAGCCAAAACACCUAGUGUUGACCAACCAGGAAAAAGAAGAACUACUCAGAAAGUACAGCAUUACCGAAAAGCAGCUUCCUCGGAUGUCACAUAAAGAUGCCAUUGCCCGUUACUAUGGUCUCGAGAAAGGUCAGAUAGUAAAGGUCACUUACAGUGGUGAAUUGACCCAGUUACACGUGACUUACCGUUGUGUCUGGUGAAUGUAUAUUCACUAUUUUGACUUUUUACUGCCGUCUUCCUUAUCUAUCUGGAUAAUGCUUCUGUAUGUUAGAUGACCUUUUGCUCAAUGUUGAACUAAUUUUAAUAUCCUUUCAUAUCCUUAGUUUUUGUGGCUUGUCUCGUGUAAUGACAUGGUUUUUUGCUGCAUUCAACGAUCUUUACUGAUGUUCUAACUGUUAGUGUUCUUGUACAAUGAAAUAUUUUCCAGCCCUUUGAAUGNGCUUAUUAUCAUUAAAUGGAUUACAAA
Molecule: messenger RNA, 1164 nt
Organism: Striga asiatica
Lineage: Eukaryota; Viridiplantae; Streptophyta; Magnoliopsida; Lamiales; Orobanchaceae
Source: the annotation of a GenBank genome assembly